GAAAGAUUUUAAUUCACUGGAAUAGAUUGACGUUGAAGGGCAAAGCGGAAAAAGCAGUAGCUGUUAACGUGACUAGCCCUGCGUGACCGAGCGGAAGUCGUGGCUCGUACGCCACACGAAGAGCAUCCUGGGGGCCGGAAGGAGGUAGAAAUUCCUGCCGGCGACCGGAGCGCCGGCAUAUUCGCGUGUUAGGAGGUCGCGUGGCUGUUUCCAGAGGCCUGUUGCUGGAACGCGUGGCUCGUGCGCAGAGGGCCGAGGUGGCAGAAAGCCCGAACCUGAGACCACGAGCAAUGGUGGGGAGAUCCCGGCGGCGCGGAGCGGCCAAGUGGGCAGCCGUGCGAGCUAAGGCAGGUGGCGGCCCAGCGGACGAAAAGGAAGACGAUUUAGAAUUGCCACCCUCACCAGGGGACUCCAGCUACUACCAAGAUAAGGUAGAUGAUUUCCAUGAGGCCCGAUCUCGAGCCGCCUUGGCUAAGGGCUGGAGCGAACUAGAGAGUGGGGACGAGGAGGAGGAUGGCGAGGAGGAGGAGGAGGAGGUGCUAGCCCUAGAUGUUGCUGAUGAGGACGACGAAGAUGGAGAGAGUGCGGGGGAUGAGGAGGAUGACGAUGACGAUGGUGGCAGCUCCGUGCAGAGUGAAGUUGAGGCCUCUGUGGAUCCCAGUUUGUCGUGGGGUCAGAGGAAAAAACUUUACUAUGACACGGACUAUGGUUCCAAGUCCCGAGGCCGGAAGAGUCACGAAGUAGAGGAGGAGGAAAAAGAGGAAGAGGAGGAGGCACAACUCAUUCAGCGGCGCCUAGCCCAAGCCCUGCAAGAAGAUGAUUUUGGGGUCACCUGGGUGGAGGCCUUUGCAAAACCAGUACCUCAGGUAGAUGAGGCUGAGACACGGGUCGUGAAGGAUUUGGCGAAAGUUUCGGUGAAAGAGAAGUUGAAGAUGCUGAGGAAAGAAUCCCCAGAGCUCUUGGAGCUGAUUGAAGACCUGAAAGUUAAAUUGACAGAGGUGAAGGAUGAGCUGGAGCCAUUGUUACAGUUGGUGGAGCAAGGGGUCAUUCCACCUGGAAAAGGAAGCCAAUACCUGAGGACCAAGUACAACCUCUAUUUGAAUUACUGCUCCAACAUCAGUUUUUAUUUGAUCCUGAAAGCUAGGAGAGUCCCUGCACAUGGACAUCCUGUCAUAGAAAGGCUUGUUACCUACCGAACUUUGAUCAACAAGCUGUCAGUUGUGGAUCAGAAGUUGUCCUCUGAGAUUCGUCAUCUACUCACAUUUAAAGAUGAUGCUGGAAAGAAAGAAUUGAAUCCAAAAGCAAAAUUCACCAAGGCCAAGCCAAAAUCUGUUUCAGGGAUUGUUGCUGCUGCUGCCUCGGCUGUUACAGAUCUUUCUGAUUCCGAUUUUGAUGAAGAAGCUGCACUGCAAUAUUAUAAAGAAAUCGAAGACAGGCAUAAGUUAAAGAGAAAGAAAGAAGAAAGUAGUACUGAAGAACAGGCUCUUGAAGAUCAAAAUGCAAAGAGAGCCAUUACCUAUCAGAUUGCUAAAAACAGGGGACUUACACCCAGGAGAAAGAAGAUUGAUCGCAAUCCCAGAGUAAAACACCGGGAGAAGUUCAGAAGAGCCAAAAUUCGCAGGAGAGGCCAGGUUCGUGAAGUUCGUAGAGAAGAGCAACGUUAUAGUGGUGAACUAUCUGGCAUUCGUGCAGGAGUUAAAAAGAGCAUUAAGCUUAAGUAAAGUUUUUCCUUUUUUUUUUUUUUUUUUGGUAAUGAUUGUAGAUCAAUAAAUUUUAAUUUUUAACU
Molecule: messenger RNA, 1786 nt
Organism: Rhinolophus ferrumequinum (greater horseshoe bat)
Lineage: Eukaryota; Metazoa; Chordata; Mammalia; Chiroptera; Rhinolophidae
Gene: UTP3
Product: UTP3 small subunit processome component
Exons: 1
Coding region: 291-1721 (476 amino acids)
Biological process (GO): maturation of SSU-rRNA from tricistronic rRNA transcript (SSU-rRNA, 5.8S rRNA, LSU-rRNA)
Cellular component (GO): nucleolus; small-subunit processome
Source: RefSeq, a predicted model, not a curated record